GGCGCGGACUUCGACGGGGCCGAGUGGCGAGUGCCAAGCGAGCCUGCGAGUCGCCCCCGAGGGUCCCGACGGGCCGGCACGCUGCUUGGGGCCUUGGGGCCAAGGACCCGAGUCCCUCUCCGCAGCGUCGCCAUGUCCUCCGUGUUCGGGAAACCCCGCGCGGGCGGCGGGCAGCAGAGCGCGCCCCUCGAGGUCAACCUGGCCAUCCUGGGGCGCCGCGGAGCGGGCAAGUCCGCCCUGACCGUGAAGUUUCUGACCAGAAGGUUUAUCAGUGAAUAUGACCCCAACUUGGAAGACACCUACAGCUCUGAGGAGACUGUGGACCAGCAGCAUGUGCACCUGAGGGUCAUGGACACUGCAGACCUGGACACCCCCAGGAACUGUGAGCGCUAUCUGAACUGGGCCCACGCCUUCCUGGUGGUUUACAGCGUUGACAGCCGCCAGAGCUUCGAGGGCAGCAGCAGCUACCUGGAGCUGCUCGCUCUGCACGCGAAGGAGACGCAGCGCAACUACCCGGCUCUGCUGCUGGGCAACAAGCUGGACAUGGCCCAGUACAGGCAGGUCACCGAGGCAGAGGGCGCAGCCUUGGCGGGAAGGUUUGGGUGCCUGUUUUUCGAGGUCUCGGCCUGCCUGGACUUUGAGCACGUGCAGCACGUCUUCCAUGAGGCAGUGCGGGAGGCACGGCGGGAGCUGGAGAAGAACUCCCCGGCCCGGCCCCUCUUCAUCUCCGAGGAGAGGGCCCUGCCCCACCAGGCCCCGCUCACUGCCCGUCAUGGGCUGGCCAGCUGCACCUUCAACACCCUUUCCACCGUCAGCCUGAAGGAGAUGCCCACCGUAGCCCAGGCCAAGCUGGUCACUGUGAAGUCAUCCCGGGCCCAGAGCAAGCGCAAGGCACCCACCCUGACCCUAUUGAAGGGCUUCAAGAUCUUCUGAGGAUCCUAGGCUCAGAGCCUCGCAGGGCUGCAGGGGGUGGCUGACCUCUGGCCACUGGCUUUCCCUCCGAUGGAACAAUAGCCUGCGCCCUCUGGUGGACAGCUGACCGCUGCUCCAGCACCAAGCAGUGUCCCGGACACCCAGUUCAAUGUGUGAGCUGGAGGGACGGGCAGGAAUGCGGCUCCUAUUCCAAGGGCCUUGGUUUCCAUGGUAACCAUGACAUUCCCUGCCAUUGAAGGAAAACGGCCCCCUGGGACAGCCCAGACGCUGGAGUCAGCCGUAAGCAGGAGGAAAUUGAGUGUCCAUUGUGGUAUCACCCCUUCCUGCUCCAGCUCCCGCCAAGCCAGAUGUGGCCCCUAGUGGACAGCUCUGGGAGGACCGCUCCAGGAGGCCUGGCAUAAGUGUAGGCCUGAGGACAUCCUGCAGGAAGGACAGGCGGAGGCCCUCGAACACCUGGUGGGCGG
Messenger RNA from Myotis lucifugus (little brown bat), 1397 nucleotides. It is a transcript of the gene RASL12, whose product is annotated as RAS like family 12. The record is from RefSeq and is a predicted model, not a curated record. Lineage: Eukaryota; Metazoa; Chordata; Mammalia; Chiroptera; Vespertilionidae. Gene Ontology annotation, molecular function: GTP binding; GTPase activity. Bases 133 to 933 code for a protein of 266 amino acids. The transcript is spliced from 5 exons.